Truncatella angustata is the source of this 1362-nucleotide messenger RNA. Its product is annotated as sodium/bile acid cotransporter. The coding region runs from base 1 to 1362 and encodes 453 amino acids. Gene Ontology annotation, cellular component: plasma membrane. The transcript has 5 exons. The record is from RefSeq and is a predicted model, not a curated record. NCBI's taxonomy places the organism in Eukaryota, Fungi, Ascomycota, Sordariomycetes, Amphisphaeriales, Sporocadaceae.
AUGGCGAAGGAAGGUCAAGACAACUCGGUGGACGAACAGCACAAGAAUGCAUCUAUCAGAAUCGCGAAAACCAUCUCGAAAUUCUGUUUAGACAACUGGCUGGUGUUUGGGUUUGGUAUCGCGACACUGCUCGCAUAUUUCUUUCCAAAUGUCGCCGCUAAGGGAGGUGUCAUCCGCUCGGAAUACUCCAUCUUGUACGGCGCGAUUGCGUUGAUUUUCUUCAUCAACGGAAUGCAACUAUCGCCAGAAAAGUUGAAGCAACACAUCACGAAUUGGCGAUUGCACAUUAUUGUCCAGGGAAUCGGGUUUAUCAUAAUCCCCAUCCUGAUGCUGAUCGUGAUUCGCAUAGUGAUUGCUGCCAACGGAUUGGAAUCGGGCACCAUUGACAUCACGAUGCUGGUUGGCAUGGUCGUAGUGAGUGCCAUUCCGACUACUAUUGCGUCCAACGUGGUCAUGACUCGAAAUUCUGGAGGCGAUGAAGCAGCGGCGAUCAUCGAGGUUGUUAUUGGUAACGUUCUUGGACCUUUCAUUGCUCCAGGUUUGAUUUACGCCUUUAUUCCCUCAGGUACGGAAUUCGACCAAGUAAGGCCGGCAUCUCCAUCGACUUUGGGACCGAUGUAUGCCAGUGUUAUGAAACAGAUUGGGCUGAGUGUUCUGAUUCCUUUGGCUGUCGGGCAAGCUCUUCGCUGGACUUGGUCGAGACAGGUGGAAUGGACGCUGAGGAGUUUACGCCUGGCCAAGAUGUGCUCCCUAUGUAUGGUUUUGCUUGUCUGGGCAACGUUCUCGGGCGCUUUCAAAACUGGUGCCCUUUACGACUUGCCGAAGUCUUCAGUCAUUUUCAAUGUGUUGAUGAACUUGGCUUUCUACAUGGUAUUCACGAUUGUGUGCUAUUUCGCAGCCUAUCCUCCAGACUUUCUGUGUAAGUUGAUUAAUACCUGGUUUGCUGACUCCAAGUUUGGUAUUCUUCUCCCUUCUAUCAUAAGACGCGCGAUCACAAUCAAGAAAAUGCCGAGAGAUCAGGUGGUCGCUGUUUGCCUUUGCGGAGCAGCAAAGACGCAAGCAUUGGGUAUCCCUCUUGCCGAUGCGAUGUGGGUUCAAUCAUCGGAUCUGACGCGGUCCCUCAUUCAGAUACCAAUACUUCUCUACACAAUGGAGCAGGUGUUUACUGCCCAGUUUUUGACAAUCUUGUUCCGCUGGUGGUUACGAAGAGACGCGAGUAGAUCAUCCGACGAAGAAUCGGAAGAUGCCAGGCACGCGCGAGGAGCUCAAACCAGCCCAGAAAGCACUCAUGGCAGCGAGCGAGUUGUGGGUGGUGUCAAGCGUGGCCCGCAAACCAAGUCUGGUCAGAAAGUCGUAACGUAG